UCUACAGAGGCCAUUGAUGGCUGUUCAGCUAACCAAGCUUAAAGACGGAGUCGCGAUGGGUUGCGCGUUCAAUCACGCGCUACUUAAUGGAAAUGCCACGUGGCAUUUCAUGAGUUCAUGGGCUGAGAUCUGCCGUGGGGCCCACGACAUAUCCGUCCCGCCAUUUCUCGAGCGUACCAAAGCGCGCGACACGUGGGUGAAACUCGACAUAACCAUUCCACCGGAACCCGCCGCCGCCAACGGCGACUCGAAGGCGGUGGCGCUACCACCGCUUAGGGAGAAGGUCUUCAAAUUCACAGAAGCCGCCAUUGACAAGAUCAAGUCGAAAGUGAACUCAACAAACCCUAUAUCGGACGGCUCAAAUCCGUUCUCCACUUUCCAAUCGCUCUCCGUCCAUAUAUGGCGCCAGAGAACAUCAUCGUGUUCACCGUUUUCGCCGACUGCCGCAAACGCGCCCAUCCGCCAAUGCCUGAGAGCUACUUCGGAAACCUAAUCCAAGCCAUAUUC
This is a messenger RNA of Cucurbita maxima (winter squash), 507 nucleotides long. RefSeq names its product BAHD acyltransferase DCR-like. NCBI's taxonomy places the organism in Eukaryota, Viridiplantae, Streptophyta, Magnoliopsida, Cucurbitales, Cucurbitaceae. The coding region runs from base 17 to 493 and encodes 158 amino acids. The record is from RefSeq and is a predicted model, not a curated record. The transcript has 2 exons.